UAUAGUAAAUAUAAAGGCAAAACAUACAUAUAUGUUGAAGGAGAAGAAACGGACGAUUAUAUUGGUAAUAUAUCUUCUUCUGAUAUUACAUCAUCUUCAGAAAGCGAGUAUGAAGAAAUAGAUAUAAAUGAUAUAUAUCCAUAUAAAUCUCCAAAAUAUAAAACUUUAAUUGAAGUAGUACUAAAACCUAGUACAAAUAGUAAUGUACGAGAUAUACACGAUGAUACAACACAUGCACAAAGUGUAAAACCUAGUGAUAUAUCCACUAAUAAAUUGACGGAUAAUGAAUGGAAUGAAUUAAAAAAGGUUUUUAUAUUUCAAUAUUUAGAAAACGUACAAAACGAUUUACCUAAUGAAAAUACCAUUGAUGAUAAUAUAGAUAUGGAACCUAAUAUUAUACACAAUAAUAUGGAAGAAAAACCAUUCAUAACAUCAAUUCAGGAUAGAUUUCUUGGUAGUACUGAUCAAGAGGUUACUUAUAAUAUUGAUUGGAAUGUUCCAAAAAAUAUUAGCACUAAUACUACAGAUGUUCCAAUAUAUGGUUCAUCAAAUGAUCAAUAUACUGGUAUUGAUUUAAUCAAUGAUGCUUUAAAUAGUGAUCAACAUGUUGAUAUAUAUGAUGAGUUACUCAAAAGAAAAGAAAAUGAAUUGUUUGGAACAAAACAUUCAAAACAUACAUCAACAAAUAGAGUUGCAAAACAAAUAUAUGAUGAUCCUUUAAGUAAUGAAAUAGAUUUGUUUCAUAAAUGGUUAGAUAGACAUAGAGAUAUGUGCAACCAAUGGAAUAAUAAAGAGGAAAUGUUGAACCAAUUGAAUAAAGAAUGGAAUAAAGAAAAUAAAGAACAUAUAUUUGGUAUAACCUUGAAUGAUAAUGAUAUUCAGAGAAUUAAUGAUGAAAAUUAUAAUAUGAUUAGCACAAACACACAUGAUGAUAAUGAUAUAACAUCUCUUGAAGAUUUUGGUUCAACAAAUAUUCCAUAUAGUGCUCUUAUAACGCAAAAUAAUGAUUCUCAAAGACAAAAUUUACGUACAAACAUUUCUAUGGAUAUACAUUUUGAUGAAAAUAAUAAUAAUGUAACCAAUGAAGACGAUCAGUUGGAAAAUUCGUAUAAUUUUUGA
Molecule: messenger RNA, 1119 nt
Organism: Plasmodium gaboni
Lineage: Eukaryota; Apicomplexa; Aconoidasida; Haemosporida; Plasmodiidae
Product: putative EMP1-like protein
Exons: 1
Source: RefSeq, a predicted model, not a curated record